This is a messenger RNA of Chenopodium quinoa (quinoa), 855 nucleotides long. RefSeq lists its product as uncharacterized. NCBI's taxonomy places the organism in Eukaryota, Viridiplantae, Streptophyta, Magnoliopsida, Caryophyllales, Amaranthaceae. The transcript is spliced from 2 exons. The coding region runs from base 1 to 855 and encodes 284 amino acids. The record is from RefSeq and is a predicted model, not a curated record.
AUGACUCCACCUCCAGGGUAUUCUGUUCCAGUUGGGAAGGUCUGCAAGCUUAAAAGGUCUUUAUAUGGUCUUAGACAGGCUUCUAGAUGCUGGAACAUUGAGUUGAGCAAAUUUCUGGUUUCACAAGGGUAUGUUCAAUCCAAAGAAGAUUACUCAAUGUUUAUCAGAAGUGUUGGGGAUUCUUUUACUGUUGUUAUUGCUUAUAUUGAUGAUUUACUGGUUUCUGGUAAUGAUUCUGGUGAGAUAUCCUCUUUGAAGACUAAAUUGCAUUCUACUUUUACUAUCAAGGAUUUGGGGGCUUUGACAUACUUUCUUGGUAUUGAGUUAUUGGAUUGUUCUCUUGCUUCUUUUCCUGUUCCUAAGGGUGUCAAGUUCAACAAUUUUGAAGGGGUUGUUUUGCCAGAUCCCGAGGUUUACAGAAAAAUUGUUGGUAAACUUUUGUAUUUGAAUCUUACAAGGCCAGACAUAUCUUUUGUUGUCCAGCAAUUGAGCCAGUUUUUGAGUGAACCUAGAGAUGUUCAUUUGUCUGUGGUCAAACAUGUACUCAGAUACUUGAAAGGGACUUUUAAUGUUGGUCUUUUUUAUUCUGCAUAUGCUGAUUUGAAGCUGACAACAUAUAGUGAUGCUGAUUGGGGUAAUUGUAUGGAUUCAGGGAGAUCUUUAACAUGCUAUACUAUUUUUCUUGGGAAUUCCUUGAUUUCUUGGAAAACCAAGAAACAGAAAGUUGUUUCAAAAAGCUCAAUUGAAGCUGAAUAUCGUUCUAUGAGCAAGACUGCUGAUGAAAUACAAUGGUUGGAAAGGUUGCUUGAUGAGCUUGGAGUCUGUGUUCCUACUCCAAUUACUUUCUUUUUGUGA